Messenger RNA from Lineus longissimus, 1797 nucleotides. RefSeq lists its product as uncharacterized. The coding region runs from base 579 to 1406 and encodes 275 amino acids. The transcript has 6 exons. Lineage: Eukaryota; Metazoa; Nemertea; Pilidiophora; Heteronemertea; Lineidae. The record is from RefSeq and is a predicted model, not a curated record.
CUUUGACGGGUGUUGAUAAGAGAAAGCGAACCGAACGAUAUCACGACGAGUCUGAAGACCUACACGGACACAACACUCAAGGGUAGGACUGGGGGCUUUGCCCUAUUCACUAGAGUAACAAUCUGCUGCGGCGUGUUCUUACGGAAGGAUUCUUGGAGUUAUUACACGAUCAGACCAACAUCACAACUCCUGUGUGAGCAAGGCUACCUGGGAUUAUGAAUUACACUUGAAGAGACAUUCACCUACAGCCACAACAGAUACUCUAAAUUCUCUAGAUCGGUGUGUUCCGAGGGAGAGGAGGGUCAAAAAGCGCCCUGAAGGGGAGGAGAGACAUCUGCGGUAGACACCCUCGUAUCUACUUUCCGCUGUCUUAGUGAAAAUAUUAGAGAUAGGGAGACGCUACUCCUGAAAGAGACUUCUGGUUCGUCAUCUGACUAGGUUCCCACAUCCAUUGACUUGAACAUUUCUUGUUAUUCGGGCAAAUCCAAAGGCAGAAUUGCACCAAAGUGGAAACUGCCGCGACUUUUCAGAUUAGACAAUAUUCGGUCAGCAGAGAAGACAUUGGAACAAUCACCAGGAUGAGUGAUUCGAAAGGAUACUGGAAAGACGUCCUCACCAUUCUGGACGACUAUAGCGCAAAGAAUUACAAGAGGGAGCCAACAACUCUUGAAACUGUCAAGUCGAUCCAACUCCGCCCAGCACUGGUCAAACGACAGAAGACGCUCGUCUUAGAUGAGUAUAUGAGACUCAAGGCCAUUGAUACCAAAAAGGUGACGCCGCCACCUUAUCUAGAGGGGCAGCGAUUACGAAGAGAGAAGACACUGGUCGGAGAUCCAUGGAGGUGUGAAGACCAGGCAGUAAGACAACUCGCCAAUGUGACGAGAAAGUCGCCAUGGCCAAGAUAUUUCCAUGGUUUCGGCGAUCCCAAGUUACAGAAUGCAACAAGCAUUUUUGGAGUUCCACUCCGUCCUGCGCAGAAACAGAUCAAAAGGCUACGAACAGACGUUGAAAGGGGAACAUCUUGGCCGGAGAAGCAGGUAUUACCAGAUAUCGGGAAGAAGUAUGGAGAACUAGAAAAUACUGCAGAAAGCCCAAUGCCAGUGACGCCACUGGAAAGAGGGAUCACACUUUUGUAUGACGUAGACGAAAAGUGCACGAGGAAAAACGAUGACGGUGCAAAAGACGACGUGAACAAUGAUUUGUCAGAAAAAGAGAGGACUUUCAUCACCAGCAGAUCAGAUUUUUUAGACCUCGAAAAUGAAGAGUUUGUUAGAAGUAGCGCCUCCGGAUCUCUUGGAUUUCCGGUGGAAGAGGUUGAACUCCCGGUUGAAGAAAUUGAUGAACCUCAAGUGGAGCCAGAGGCAGAUAAUUUGAUAAUUUGGACGGUGAAGAAAAUUGGUGGUUAGCUGCACGUGUGUUUGUUGUAUCAUGUUCAGAACGAAGGAGGGCAUAAACUGCACUACAUUUGGCCAUUUCACGCAGGCCUACGUCACAUGAAAUGAUACUUUAAUUCGUUUUCUUCAGAUUCACAUGAUCAUUUUCUCAUUCUGAUCAUCAAAUAUGUGAUUAUAAUCCGAUUCCUAGAAGUUGCUAGUAUCAGUAAAUGCUCAAGGACAUCGACAGCUUUCCAGAGAAGGGUCAUAAAAGCCUUUCAGUCGAGCCUUACAGCCCACAAGACCCCUUGGUGGUGGGCAGUAAUAGGUGGAUGGUCUUAUGUCUGACCUGUUUGAUAGGAUGUUGACUGAAGAUGAGUGUUUUCUUUGUCAUGCUACAGAAUAAAAAAUUGUUAAGUCCAAA